This is a messenger RNA of Zea mays, 701 nucleotides long. Its product is annotated as probable low-specificity L-threonine aldolase 2. NCBI's taxonomy places the organism in Eukaryota, Viridiplantae, Streptophyta, Magnoliopsida, Poales, Poaceae. Gene Ontology annotation, molecular function: L-allo-threonine aldolase activity. Gene Ontology annotation, biological process: glycine biosynthetic process; L-threonine catabolic process. The record is from RefSeq and is a predicted model, not a curated record. Gene Ontology annotation, cellular component: cytosol. The transcript is spliced from 9 exons. Bases 1 to 633 code for a protein of 210 amino acids.
AUGCGACCCGAGUUUGAUUCUGCCAGGUUGUUUGAUGUGUAUUUUACUCAUUGUGAUUUAGUUGAUGAUGUGUUUACAGUGAGCUACAUGGCUGAGCGCAUUGUAGGUCAAGCUGCCUGUGGUGUUGCUUUCCACGCGCUGCACAUUACCCAUUGCUUGAAGCUUCAUAUCGAUGGAGCUCGCAUCUUCCAUGCGUCUGCGGCACUUGGAGUUCUUGUAGAUAGACUCGUGAAAGCUGCUGAUUCAGUUUUGGUAUGCCUAUCGAAAGGGUUAGGCGCACCUGUCGGAUCAGUGAUUGUUGGUUUAAAGGCCUUCAUUGACAAGGCCAGAAUUCUCCGAAAGACCCUAGGCGGUGGAAUGAGACAGGUGGGAGUUCUUUGUGCUGCUGCUCAUGUUGCCGUUCGUGACACUGUGGGAAAGCUUGCGGAUGACCACAAAAAUGCUAAAGCUUUGGCAGAGGGACUGAAGAAAAUCGAGCAGAUUACAGUGGACUCAGCUUCAGUCGAGACCAAUAUGGUAUUCUUUGAGGUCAUGGAUCCAAGAAUAUCACCUGACAAACUGUGUCAAGUCUUGGAACAGCACAACGUGCUUGCAAUGCCAGCCAAUUUAACACAUCAUCUCUCAUUGUUCUAGUUGAGCAUGAUGAUCUUGGUAGUUGUGUGAGUUUGCUAUUUUUCAUUAGUAGAUCUGUGUACCUUAUC